AGUGGAACAUUUCAUCCAGAAGACGAAAAAUAAAAAAAAAUGGAUAAAGAGACAAUGAAGGAGAAAGGAGGCGAUGAAGGAAUGAAAAAUAGAGUGAACGUGAGGUGGAGUAGGAAGGAAGAUUGCGGGGAAAUCAGAAACAUGAUUCAGGAGUUGGCAGAAUUCCAAAACAUAGGCAACCAGCCUACAAUAACCGUCCCAAUACUAGAGAAAGAAGGCUUCGGUCCGAACCCAAGUUUCAGAUGUCUUGUGGCCGAAUAUUGCAACGAUGGUGAUGAUGGCACAGCAGCAGCAGUAGCGACAGCAACGACGACUAAACAGCAGCCACUACUUGGCCUGUUAAUAUUCAUGGAUACAUUCCAUUCAUUCUACGGAAGGAUAAUGCACCUGGAACUGUGGUUCGUGAGGGAAAAGUACAGGGGCGAGAGAGUUGGGUCCAAAUUGAUGGAAAGAUUUAUGCAGAUAGCGGAUGGUGAAGGUAUAAAGAAGGUUGACUUCAUAUGCAUGGAGGAAAAUCAUUCCAGUGUUAAGUUUUAUAAGAGUUCUGGAGCUAAAAGCAUCAGCGAUGAUGAGUCCUGGAUAUGGUUCCGGUACGGAGAAGAUGAAAUCAAGAGGAUGUCGAGAGGAGUUAUGAAGAAAGAUGGAUAGAUGGAUGGAUGGAUGGACGGACGGAUGGAUGGAUGGACGGAUGGAUAGAUGGAUAGAUGGAUGGAUGGAUGGACGGACGGAU
Molecule: messenger RNA, 730 nt
Organism: Helobdella robusta
Lineage: Eukaryota; Metazoa; Annelida; Clitellata; Rhynchobdellida; Glossiphoniidae
Exons: 6
Coding region: 40-648 (202 amino acids)
Molecular function (GO): N-acetyltransferase activity
Source: RefSeq, a predicted model, not a curated record